AUGAGCCACAAAGUCAUCUGCUUCGCUGUCGUUUGCUACGUUCCCGCGGCGGUUUCUGUCGUGGUUGAAGGCCUCGGCCAUGUUUACAUGUACCAGCAGGAGCUGCAACUCCUUGAGAAGUACUUGCACGCUGCACGUACCUUCUUCGAGUUUGGCAUGGGGGCGUCAACGAUGCAUGUGGCCAGCGAGUUCCAGCAGCUAGAAAAGAUAGUCUCUGUCGACAUGGACAAGCGGUGGGUGAAUCGAGUGCGAAAACACGCCUUUCUGAGCAAUGGCUCACUUUCUCCUCGGAGGAUCAAGCUGCUCCACGUCUACAUUGGCCGCACCGUUGGGUAUGGGUUUCCCUUGCAAAACAUGAGCCGCUGUCGCUAUAGAAUUCGCCUGUGCGACAGGGGUGCAAGUCCUGAGUGUGCGGUAAAGACUCGUUGUUACCAUGGCCUAAUCGGGAGGCGCAGCUGGUGGCCAAGCUUCAGCCAAGCAGUACUGGAUGCUGCAGCACGCUACAGACAUCGCUGGGACGUGGUUCUGGUCGACUCGAGAUUUCGGACAGCUUGUGCGCUAAAGAGUCUCAUGGCCAUCAGCGCAGAAGACAUCCACAGAUCUGUGGUCAUGGUCCAUGACUACUGGGUGCGACGGCCGCUUUACAGUGCAAUAGAGCGUUUCGCCGACAUCGAUGAAACAGCGGGCAGCCUCGUUGUUUUUCGGAAAAGGCAGGACGUGGAUCCAGCGGCGCUGCAGCAGGCGAUUCAAGCAUCCGAGUACGAUCCCAUCUGA
Molecule: messenger RNA, 774 nt
Organism: Symbiodinium sp. CCMP2456
Lineage: Eukaryota; Dinophyceae; Suessiales; Symbiodiniaceae
Source: the annotation of a GenBank genome assembly